Messenger RNA from Aspergillus heteromorphus CBS 117.55, 8793 nucleotides. It is a transcript of the gene atmA, whose product is annotated as DNA-binding protein kinase TEL1. Lineage: Eukaryota; Fungi; Ascomycota; Eurotiomycetes; Eurotiales; Aspergillaceae. The coding region runs from base 148 to 8793 and encodes 2881 amino acids. Gene Ontology annotation, molecular function: protein binding; protein serine/threonine kinase activity. The record is from RefSeq and is a predicted model, not a curated record. Gene Ontology annotation, biological process: DNA repair. The transcript has 10 exons.
AUUCACGCGCCUUGGUUAACCGCCCAGGCUUCUUGCUUUCCUCGCUUUCUGGUUAUGUUCCUUGGGCCUGGACGGUUCUCCCAGGAUGAUCUGAAUGAAGUUGAUGGCAUCUCUGCGCCAACCCCGUAGUACCUUUGCUCCAUAAUCAUGGGCGAGAUCACUCUGGAUGGAGCUAUUGCGCUUCUGGCAUCCGAGAAGCUCAGGGACCGGUCGGAUGGGCUAGCUGAUCUGAAGCAUAUACUCCAGAAAAACAAAAGAAACUCGAAAUUAAACUCACUGAAUGACAAAGCAUGCCACAAGAUCUUUGAGUCUCUUUUCCGGUUUAUAUCGGUCGAGAAAUCCCUACACAGCCGGUCGAGCGCCAAAGGAGCCUCUGCUGCUCGCUUGUCAUCAUGUGCAUCGGUUCUUCGCACAGCCGUGGAUGUCUUCUUGCGUAACUUGCGGACCAAAUCAGUCCGUGCAAUCAUUGAUCACAUCACCGAUACCUUGCUCGCCCCCGGGAGCGAUGCGCUUCUGGAGCUUCUCAGUGUGGACUACACCAAAUGCCUGGUCGCACUUUUGCGAUAUCCGCCCCACCUCGAACACCUGGGAGCCAGCGAGUGGGAGAAGGUUAUGAGCUUUUGUCUAAGAAGUAUUAAUGGGAAAGAUGGGGAGCAUAGCCCACUAAGCUCUCGAACCGGCCGUUCGUCCUUUUUGGAUGACUAUUUCGCUUCCGGAAGCAGAAGCUCGACGCCUUCUCGGGCAACGUCUUCUAGGGCGACGCCUUCCAGGGUGACUCCCGUGUUUACUCCCAGUGAAAAGCCGAAAGGCGACAACAGUGCUGCUACAGAGGCCGUCGUAUGUAUCCAGCUACUGACCGGGAGUCCAAACGGCCCCAUCCACGAAGCAGCCGAGGACGUUCUUCCUGGGCUAGCCAAAUAUGUGGCCUCGUCGACUAUCGCUGGAAGUGGACACCAGGCUGCUUUUGCCAGCAUAAAUGCCGUUGUCACAAGGAUCCUAUUUGACCAGUCUGAACUCGCAAAGACCUCACUGGUAGACCUAAUCCCGGUAAUACGUCGCUUGUGGGCUACCAAGCUUAUGGGCCUGAAAGAUGAGAUGCUCGUCACUAUCAUGCUCUGUGUGGUCGUCUUGACGGAUGCCGCUCGCAGAGAGCCUUCGGAGAUACUCGCACGCUCGAUAGAAGAACUAUCGGACACUCUCUACGCAGAUUAUAUCAAAGGAUCCGAGAAAGAAAUUCUGCAGCUAGAUGAACUGGCCUUUCACCACAGCGUUUCAGUGCAGAAACAGGAAUGUUUAGCGUGGCCUCGCAGUGAAAAUACCAAGUCUGAGCACAACUGGACAACGCUAUGGGUCAUAGCGAAGUUACUCGAGUUGUCAGACGAAGUAUCUAAGCGGCUGUCGCCCCUCUCUGCGCCUGGGGAGGCGUCCAGUAAGAAACAGCGUCUUACCUCAAAUAUAGAAGAAAUAUUCCGCGAAUCAACGGCAUCCUCUGGCUCCAGGAGAAUUUGCGCUUUACAACUGAUCCCGUUUCUCUCUAGAAGCUAUGCUGAUGUUGAGCCAAAGGUCUCCCUUCUCGAGCGGUUGCUUCCUAAUAUCUUAGAUGAUAACAGUGUAAUUUCCUCCUGGACAAUGGUCGCAAUUGCGAGCAUUGCUAGUAGUCCUGAUGCAAGCUCACAGUCUUUGAAACAACACUGGCAGCGUGCCUGGGAGUUGACGUCUCGUAUCUCCACCUCCCAGGCUACAGCUAGAGCCGCUUGCAAUCUGCUGAACCGCAUUCUCCAGUCUGAUCUUCUAGAAUACUCAUUAGUCGCCCAGGCGACAAGCUCUAUGCUGGCAUCUGUGAACUUGAAUGGCCCAUCUGCGAUUUCGGAUUCGUCCUUGGCACUUUGGGCUACGGUCCUCCGGUCGACCGCGCAGAUCAACCCCGGCUUAGUUCCAGAGGCCUCAAAAACGAUCUCUUCAUGGCUACGAGAAACCUGGGCUAUCGGGUCGGUAACCGAUCGAUUGCAAAUAGCCCAAGUUGCUAUGUUUGCGCGGCCUUUAGAUCUUCUAAGUCUAUUUUUCGCUUGUACCAACAGGCGCUUCGUACUGCCCAAGGCUCGCUUCAUAGGACCCUCAGGACACAUUGCUAAAGGGUGGCACUUUUAUCAUAAGAAUAAACGGCUGUUGAAUUACCUCUUCGAUCUUCGGGACAUGUUGGACCCUGCUGAAUUCUGGAACUCGGAAGAGGCAAUGCCUCUGCAAAAGUUCUCUCGACUUGAUAUCAAUGAUCAUGUUCUUAUCGAUCUGCUCCAAAUGAAAGUUGAUGGGUUUCUGCAGGCUUGGGGGGUAUUUUCUGAGGAGAGGUCGCAUCAUAUCACAGUGGACAUAGUACAGGUUGUUGCUUCUUCCUGUGCCACCAUUGCAUUGUACACGGCAUGUCUACCCCAAUUGACAAACAAGUUGUCUGAUUUGCAGCAGAGUAGCUGGCCUCCUCUGCUUGGACCUGAAGCUUUCUCGGAAACCAAGUCAGCCAUCAUUGAUGCUCUUUCCACAUUGGUUUCGCCUCUGGCUAAGGUGCUGGAGGGCUAUCGAGAACGACAAAGGGAGGAUUUGGAUCUCCACAAUGAGGAAGCUAUGGAUCUAGAUGACCCAUUGCUCGCAGCUCAGGAUCAACUCGCAGAGAUUUCAUAUAUCUUCAAUGUGAACCGAGAAGCGUCACCAAUGUUCCAGGAUUUCGCUACCUUGCAACGCUGCAUCACUGUUCAGCUAUCUGUCUUCCAGAGAAUGCAUAUUCUUCCUGGAUCCUCUGAACGCUCCUCCGAUGAAGACCUAGUUCAGUAUCUGACAGAUCUUGAUGAAACUGAUGUAUUAUCGGCGCGGAACUUUUUGCCCCAUGUUUAUCAUGCAUGUGUUGCAAUGGAACGCCACCUUUUGCUACAAAUACUGGAAGACCUGGGUGAAAAAUGCUUGCAAUCGUACGAAUUGGAACGUUGUGAAAACUCACAUCUUCUUUGCCUCCAUAUGAUGCGAAGCUUCGCAAAAUCAUGGACUAGCCAAGAUCAUGACGAUCUGAAUGAUUCCGCUACUGACAUAUUUACAUGGUUCACCGAGGUAUUACUGGCCAAGGGAAAAGCCUCUUCUUCAGUCCUAAUGGAGUUCACUCAGCUACUAGGUGACUUGCUCAUACAUAAUAGUGGCUAUACAAGCAGUCGGUCUAGUCCGUCACCCAGGACAAGCCUGUUUAGGAUUCUCCGAGAAGGGGAUGCUUUGGUAAAAUUCAGUGCUGGCGAACUGAUCCCCAAACUAUUUGGCCAAUUCUCUCUUACAGAGCAUGAUGCGAUCUUCGAUGACGUGUUAGAAAACCUUCCCCGGGACCCUGACUGGGACGAGGGUAUUGCCCUGCGCUUGAUGAUAUUAGCCCAUCUGGCUUCCAAGUGGCAUACACUACUCCGAAGAAGUAUAUACCACAUGUUCGAAACACCCGCUCAAGUUCCAAGUUCGCUUCGAUAUGCCGAAAAAUGCCUACGUGACGUUGCGCGGACACUCGGACUCAAAGAUGCCAAACAGCUGUUUCGACUUUUUUCGUCUCAGAUUAUCUACACCUGGACCGAGGGACAAUCUGUUACCUCAAUGCCUUUCAGUGUCUUUGGAUACGCCACACUCGAGGAGAUGUUAAGUGAUGUUCAGGAUGAGAUCGUCGGUCAAGUCAUGAUGCGCUCAGACGAACGUGAAGCCGAUGAGCUUGCCUCCUAUAUCGGUUCACCUCUUGUUGACCUGCUAGUAACUUCAUUUUAUAAAGUGGAGGCGUACAGCAUAGCGCGUGAUAUUAGCACUCCUCCCGGACAGGGAAGCCAACCUCAAGGAGUGGAAAAGAGAGUGAUGAAGAUUCUAGGCACUGAGGAUUUUGUAGCUCUGAUUGAAGCCCACUUUCCGCAAAUGAUUGCAACAAUUUUCGGGGCCUUGGAUCAAUAUGAACAAAUGGAGAGGGCAAUGUCAAAGCGUCACAACUUCCAAGAUGCCCUCAAUGUCUUGAAGCAGAUAACUGAAAAGUGCGCCUCUGGUAUUGUGCUACCCCCGAAUCAGCAACCCUCGUUCAGAGCGCGCUAUCUCCUUGACGAGCUUGAGUUUCUCUGCAAACGUAGCGGGUAUGACCUGGAGACCAUAUGGACACCCACUUUGGCGACAUAUGUCUGCCGAGCGCUCUUGGAAUCAAUUCACUCGGCUCUCGGCUCUCUCCAUGCUUGCUCCGUCAUUAGAAAGAUCAGGAUCCUCGUGAGUAUCGCUGGACCUGUGAUGCUGAGCGACUAUCCGUUUGAAAUGAUAAUGCACGCACUCCGACCGUAUCUGAUCGACAUAUUCUGCGCGGAAGACACACUAGGUAUAUUCUGGUAUCUUUUAGAAGCGGGCAAGGACUACUUGGCUGAGAAUCCUGGCCUCAUGGCUGGAAUUGCGGUCACUACGCUGCUGUCACUGAGAAAGUUCCUGGCCUCUCCCCCUUUGGAGACGGUACAGGAAAGCUUAGUGGAAACAGUAAUGGCAAAACUCAAGGAAUUCAUCCAGUGGUUUGAGGUAUACCUGGAUUCGUACGAGUCAUCCACGCUGACGACCGAGAAACAACAGCUGUUUCGACGUCUGGUCAGUUCUUCCCAGGGAAUUGCUAUCACCGACGAGCGUUCAAAGGGCAGAAGUGAGUAUGAUCUACUUCUACAAGUCCUUGGCGACCAAAGCUCGAGGAAAAGUCUACUAAGCAAACCAAUUGCUGAUCACGUCAUAUCCUUACUAUGCACUGAGAGCGAACUUUCUCCUGGGCACCAUGGCCGUGGCUCUGAUCAGAAUGAGAAGGCCAUUUCAAGUGCCGUUGCUGUCUGCCAAACUCUGCAGAAAUUUGACUCAAGUACUGACUACAAACUGUGGGCAGCCAGAGUUAUUGGUAGAGCAUUUGCAACUACUGGAGAGAUUAGUGAUAUCCUGUUGAGGGAGCAAGACCCGGAACUGUUUGGCCCUCAUUCACCCCAGAUGUCGAAUCCAUUUCACCAGUCUAAAGCCAGUAUACUCGUGACGCUUUGCAAUAUGCUCCAAAAUAACAGCCACCUGGAAGUUGGCCUGGUCGAACGUACAAUGCAACUCAUCGUCAGCAACCUCACUGGUUUUCCUGAACUUGGACCCUGUGGAGAUAUCAUACCCCCUUCUCUUCUGAAAGCUUUCACGUGGAGUCCUUAUAAAUGCCCCGGUAUGCCCAUGCCGGAUGACAGGACUGAGACUGAAGCCGCGGUGAUAUGGGAGCCCCAUGCCAGCGCAGCUCACUUUGCUCGGAGUGUCGGGCUGCUUCUUUCGAACGCGGCUCCCGGAGACCCGGUCAUAGGACCAUUGCGUACCGUCCUCAAUGUCAUCCCUGAGCUCGCUGCCCAGGUUCUUCCAUACAUCCUCCACGAUGUCUUGCUGGCAGAGUACCAGGGAGAUGUCAAUGUUCGCCAUACGUUGUCUGAGGUCUUUGGACAAGUACUACGACAGGUUGAUGAUCGCACGAUUCCUCACGCACGACUCGUUAUCAACUGCAUUCUCUAUUUAAGGAAUCAGCCUAGGCCAGACGAAUCGACGAUAGUGGAGCGAGAUGAAUGGCUUGAUGUUGACUUUGUCGUGGCAUCCUCGGCUGCCAAUAAGUGUGGUCUGCCAAAGACAGGGCUUCUUUUCCUCGAAAUCGUGGCAUCGCGUGCGGUUCCCACCUCGCGCCGCUCAUCGCUUAAGAAAUACGACGCUUCGCCGGAGAUAAUGCAUGACAUCUUUCGAAACAUAGAUGAUCCAGAUUUCUUCUAUGGGGUUCAACAAGACUCAUCACUGGAGGCUGUCAUGGAUAGGCUUGAACAUGAAAGUUCGGGAUUGAAGAAUCUUUUGUUCCAAAGUGCACAUUAUGAUAGCGAAAUACAGAUGGGGGGAGAUCCAAAUGCCCACGGAGUCCUUAAAGCGCUCAAUUCGACCAAUCUUCAAGGAAUCGCAAAUUCCCUUUUUGCUGCCUCUGGGAGCUCAAGGGACACAUCGGGAUCGUUUGAUAGCAUGCUCCAAACAGCAAGAGACCUGCGACGAUGGGACAUCCCUGUUUCCCCUAUGAGCCCUUCGCCUUCUGCGACUAUCUUUCGGGGCUUCCAAAGCCUCAACGCAUCAGGAACGCUAUCCGAUGUCUACAACUCUGUCGACGAGUGUCUCUUGUCUAGUCUGGACUUACUGACUAGCACCAGUCGCUCGGCCAUUUCCUUGCGCACCGCAAUGCGUAUACUGGGGGUCAUGACCGAGGUUGGUGAUGUUCUAAGCUCUAAGUCCGCCGAAGACAUCAACAAUGAAUGGCACAAGGUUGCAGCGAGGGACCCUUGGCUCAAGAUAACCAGUGCCGGCGAGGUCGGAGAGAUUCUGAGCUGCCAUGAGGCCUUAUUCUCAUCUAUCAAGAGGAAGGACUUCCUAAAAUCUGCCAUCAACCUAAGCGACCGCGACGCGCAAUUGCUAGAAGUGAAGGUUAUUCGUAAAUCACUAGAGAUCACACGAAACCGUGGAAUAUCGCAGGCAUCUUUGAAAUCGGCCGUAUGCCUUUCAAAGCUCACGCGCGACUGCGACUCCUUGGGGAUGAACAUCGAAGGCGCGGCAAAAUUUGAUUUGGCGAACGUUCUGUGGGAUCAGGGCGAAAUGGCAGCAUCUAUCCGAAUGCUUCAGCAGCUCAGAGAGCGGAAUGACCUGCACAAACAAGCUGUUCCGAUCAGCCGCGCCGAGCUUCUUGUGACUUUGGGCCACCACAUUGCUGAAGCACGCCUCGAGAAGCCGGACGCUAUCAUCCAAGAUUACUUGUCUACGGCCGUCAAAGAGCUCAAAAGCCGCUCGCAAGGGGAGGACGCCGGUCGAGUCUAUCAUGGUUUUGCCAUGUUCUGUGACCAGCAGCUGCAAAAUCCCGAUGGUUUAGAGGAUUUUACCCGGGUCGAGCAGCUCCGCAAUCGAAAGCAAAAUGAAGUUCUUGCCCUGGAGGACAUGAUGAAAGAGGCGCAUGGAAAGGAGAAGGAGGCUCUCAAAUUCCACCGAGCAAAAACCAAGCAGUGGUUUGACCUCGACGAUCGCGAAUACCAACGUCUACGACGCAGCCGAGAAGCCUUCCUCCAGCAAUGUCUCGAGAAUUACCUCAUCUGCCUGAAGGAGAGCGAAAGCUAUAACACCGAUGCGCUCCGUUUCUGCGCCCUGUGGCUCGACAAAUCUGACAGCCCCAUUGCAAAUAUGGCUGUUGCCAAAUAUCUCGAGCAAGUUCCGAGUCGGAAAUUUGCGCCCUUGAUGAACCAACUUACCUCUCGCCUCUUAGAUGUGUCCGAUGAGUUCCAGAAGAUGCUCUUCGCGUUGAUCUUCCGGAUAUGCGUCGACCAUCCGUUCCAUGGAAUGUACCAAAUAUUUGCAAGCAGCAAAUCCAAAGGCGGCAAAGACCAGUCGGCUCUGUCUCGGAACAGGGCAGCUGGAAGAUUGGUGGAUUUCUUGAAGAAUGAUAAACGCAUGGGGACAACGUGGGUGGCCGUUCACAAUACGAACAUCAGCUACGUACGAUUUGCGAUUGAAAAGCCAGAUGAAAGGCUUAAGAGCGGCGCCAAAGUUCCCUUGAAAAAGCUGCCAACCGGGCAACGCCUCGAACAAGACGCGGCAACGCAAAGGCUCCCGCCGCCGACGAUGAGGAUAGAUAUUCGUGUCGACUGUGACUACACCGAUGUCCCACGGCUCGUGCGGUACUCCCCUGAAUUCACGAUUGCCUCUGGUGUCAGUGCGCCGAAGAUUGUGACGGCUAUUGCCAGCAAUGGCUCGCGCUACAAGCAGCUGUUCAAAGGAGGCAACGACGACCUCCGGCAAGACGCAAUCAUGGAGCAGGUCUUCGAGCAAGUGAGCAGCCUGCUCAAAGACCACCAGGUCACUCGGCAGCGGGACCUGGGCAUCCGCACCUACAAAGUGCUUCCUCUCACGUCAAACGCCGGAAUCAUCGAGUUUGUGCCCCACACGAUCCCGUUGCACGAUUUUUUGAUGCCGGCGCACCAACGAUAUUUCCCGAAGGAUGCGAAACCAAAUAUGUGCCGCAAAAGCAUCGCCGAUGUCCAGACCCGAUCCUUCGAGCAAAGAGUCCGAACGUAUCGCCAGGUGACUGAGCACUUCCACCCGGUGAUGAGAUUCUUCUUCAUGGAGAAGUUUAACAACCCCGACGAUUGGUUCAGCAAGAGGCUGGCAUACACGCGAAGCACGGCCGCGAUCUCCAUCCUGGGCCACGUUCUCGGACUGGGAGACCGGCACGGCCACAAUAUCCUGCUGGACGAACGGACGGGCGAGGUGGUCCACAUCGAUCUGGGCGUGGCUUUCGAGCAGGGACGCGUGCUGCCCGUCCCGGAGGUGGUUCCCUUCCGUUUAACACGCGACCUGGUCGAUGGGAUGGGGAUCAGCAAGACUGAGGGUGUGUUCCGGCGGUGUUGCGAAUUCACCCUCGAAGCCCUCCGUCAGGAGUCCUACAGCAUCAUGACGAUCCUCGAUGUGCUCCGGUACGAUCCGCUGUACAGUUGGACAUUAUCCCCGCUUCGGAUGAAGAGAAUGCAGGAUGCCACGGAGGCCGAUGACGGACCCCCUGUCAUCCCUGGGACCACGGACCAACGAUCGGCCAACGAGCCGAGUGAGGCGGAUCGUGCGUUGACGGUGGUCGCGAAGAAGCUGAGCAAGACGUUAAGUGUCACGGCGACGGUCAAUGAGUUGAUCCAGCAGGCGACCGACGAGAAAAACCUUGCUGUUCUGUAUUGUGGCUGGGCCGCAUAUGCAUGA